Ilyonectria robusta is the source of this 321-nucleotide messenger RNA. RefSeq lists its product as uncharacterized. The record is from RefSeq and is a predicted model, not a curated record. The annotation marks the transcript as partial. Lineage: Eukaryota; Fungi; Ascomycota; Sordariomycetes; Hypocreales; Nectriaceae. The transcript has a single exon.
AUGUGCUAUUAUGAUGAAUUUCGUUGGACAUGCGGUUGGAGAUGGCGCUACUUCCGACAGGAGUGCAAAAGCCAGCAGCUGAUACACGUCAUGUGUGAUCAAGAGUUCAUCCGUGAGACGUGGGCCUAUCCCGACGUGUGUGGCCUCUGUCACGACACCGAGGCCAAGCAGCGCCAGUACGACAAGAUGUUCCGUGAUGUCCAGCAGCGGCAGCGUGACGGUGACCGGAGUGGUAUGAUUGAGGAAAUUGGCAGUAAAAUGCACGCUUUGAAGCAAGAGAUCUUUUGGAUGAAGGGAGACCACGAACGCAAGCUUCAAAGU